Ilex paraguariensis (yerba mate) is the source of this 1713-nucleotide messenger RNA. The record is from the annotation of a GenBank genome assembly. Lineage: Eukaryota; Viridiplantae; Streptophyta; Magnoliopsida; Aquifoliales; Aquifoliaceae.
AUGCUUGUUAAAGUGGUUAAUGUUUUCUGGGAGUAUCAGAGUGAUGUACUUUUGAGGGUUUCAAGGCAACUUGGACAAGGGAGAUUGUUUAUUGUUUAUACAGUUCUUGGGAGAAGGAGGCGCAAAGCUGUAACACCACCAGCCGUGGGUACUACUGAGGUACCUCCGGGUGGUGUGCUGAAGAAAAAACCUAAAGCGGAGUGGAGUUGUGCAUUCUGUCAGAGAAUACUGGCAAGCCAACCAAACUUAUUGAAAUUGCUGGUUAGCGAAAUGGAGGAGGCAUCAUUGCCGAAGAUUUUGGCUACAGAAAAUGAAAAUGAUGCUCAAAUGUUGCCUGUAAUUCAGGACUUGGGUGAUCCAAAGAAGAAUGGGGAAGGAGCUCAAAUAAUGCAGAAGACUUGGGAUUAUAAGAAGAAGAGAUAUAGGUUUCUGUGCGAGAUGUGUCAGAUAGGGGCCCACUCUGAGAAAUUGAUAGAGACACAUAAGAAGGGCAAGAAGCAUGUGACCCGGCUUAAAGAAGUUAAUAAACAUGGUCAAGUUGAUUCAACCAUUCAUAUGGUGGAGGUCACUCAGAAAGAGAAUGAUGCAGAGGAGGCUGCUAGUAAUGGAGAUAAGGAAGUAACUGAAACUGUUUAUGCAGCAGUAGAAUGUAGCAGUGGACAAUUUUCAAAGAUGCUGGCAGCAGCAGAAGAUGGUAUUGAUCUAUUCCCAAAGAAAACUGGCAAGCCCACUACACUUGUAAAAAUUACUGAUAAUCCAAGUUCAGAACAGGGGUUCAAAGUUGAAGGGGAAGGGCCGCAGGAUACCAAAAUGGAGGAUGCAUCAUUGCAGAAGACAUUGGUUGCGGAAAAGAAAAAUGAUGCAUCACUGUUGUCUGUAGAUCAGGACACAGAUGAUCCAAAGAAGAAAAAUUGGGAGGGAGUGCAGAUAAUGCAGAAGACUUGGAAUGCAAGGAAAAAGAGAUAUAGGUUUUUGUGUGAGUUAUGCCAAAUCGGGGCUCACUCUGAGAAGGUGAUAGAGACCCAUAAGAAGGGAAAGAAGCAUGUGGCCCAGCUUCAGAAACUUUAUAAAAUUGGUGGAGCCAAUUCAACUAUUCAGAUGGUGGAGAGCACUCAGAAAGAGAAUGAUACGGAGGGGGCUGCUAAUGAUGGAGAUAAGGAAGGUGUGACAGGGGACAAUGAACAGGCAUCAGCAGAAGUUGAUAUUAGUCGAUCCCCAAAGAAUACUGGCGAGCACUCCAAAUUUUUCGAAGGUACUGGUAAUCUAAGUUCAGAACGGGGAGUCAAAAUCAAAAGGAAAACACCACAGUUUACGAAAAUGGAGGCAGCAUCAUUGCAAAAGACUUUCUUCGCGGGAAAGAAAAAUGAUGCACGAAUAUUGCCUGUAAGUCAGGACACAGAUAAUCCAAAGAAGAAAAAUGGGGAGAGAUUUCAGAUAAUGCAGAAGACGACUUGGGAUUAUAAGAAGACAAUGUUUAGAUGUUUGUGUGAGAUGUGCCAGAUAGGGUCCCACUCUGAGAAUGUGAUGGAGACACAUAUGAAGGGAAAGAAGCAUGUGGCUCGGCUUAAGAGAUUUUAUGAAAAUAGUGAAGCAUAUUCAACCCUUCAGAUGGUGGAGGCCCCUCAGAAAGAAAAUGAUUCGAAGGAGGCGUCUCACGAUGUAGACAAGGAAAUAUCAAAAACUGUUUAUGAAGCUGCAGGAUGUAACAGGUGA